CAGUUAAGCGCGUGCGAACGUCCGAACGGGAACACGUAACAGUGAACUAAGGACCAAACAUAUGAAAAGUGUUGUCAAAAAAUAUGAAAACGAUUGUUUCGUGGAGUGAACGAGGUUAUCUGGUUUCGGUAUUUUUCGAAGUACUAAAAAGAAUCGAAGGUUUAUAGCUCAUACAGUUAAGUGAAAGUGCAAGAAGGGUAUAUGAUCGAACGUUUCAUCACGAUCGAUAACGCACAGUGAACAGUUUUUAUAUAUUCUUGUCAUAUCGAUACCGUACCUCAAGAAUUUGAAUUGUACGUGUUUCUUGAAGUUCAUAUACAAAAUUAUAGUUAAACAAUGCAACGGUGAAAAGAAUCUAGUGAAUGUGUUACAAAAUGACAUGCGAGAAAUACGUCUCGAAGUGAAUCAAAAUCGAUCGGGACGCGAUUAUUCAUAAUCGAUGGCGGUGCAAACGGACCAAUCGAGUUCCACUACAUUAGUGAUCUGGGGUGAUAGCGAGAAAUCCGUCAACACCAGAACCCGAGCCGGCAGCACCGAUCACCGCACCUGAGGCCCACAAUCGGCAGAAAAAGCAUUUCUUCCCACAAGCCCCCUUCUCCCGAGGGAGCUGCACCCCGGAACACCGAGCCUCGAAUGAGUUGAUCCGCGAGACCUGCGUUUCCGGUAGCGCGGCUUCGAAGAGAGCAGACUGAACGCUUACCAUUCCGUCAAACAUGACAUAAACCGAAGAAUCUCAUCCUCCUAAGCACACAGAGAUCACCGUUGGAAGAGUAACCCGUUGAAUCGGAAGGGAACAAUCGGCGAAUUUCGACGCGGAGAACAGAGUAUUUUUAUCGACGUGAGGUGUAUACCAUCGGAUUCUUCGAAUUCAACGCUCGCAGGGUUGAUUCGACUGAUUCGCGAGGACAGGACAGCUCCGAGAAUCUGCCCGCGGCGCGAAAUAAUUAUCGCCGUCGUGACGGAUCCGUCGAGCGAAAGGAACCACUUGAUCGGCGUAUACCCAAGCGAGCGGACCACGGGGACCAGAAGACGUAAACGAAGAAGGAUCCGAGGCAUCAAGGAAAAAUGGCGUAUGACGACGUUAUCCUGCGGAUGGGCGAGUUUGGCCGGUACCAGCGCAGAAUCUACCUUCUGCUCUGUCUUCCGGCGAUAUCCUGCGCGUUUCACAAGAUCGCCGGCGUCUUCCUCAGCGCGAAGAUGAGCACCAGAUGCGUAUUGCCGCAUGAGAACGUGGACAACGCCACGUAUUUUUUACCCCGAAAUGUGAUAAACACGAGCUACCCAUGGGACGACGAGCUGAAAGAAUGGUCGCAGUGUUACAGACACGACGUUCCUAGCUUUUUUAAUGAAACUACAAUCGACAGGUAUGUCGACACGUCGACGAACGACGCUCCAAUUCAGAAACCCUUCUCCCCGAAUGGUCUCAACACUCAGGGCCUGAAGAGAUGCGAGGGAUAUGUGUACGACAGAAGCAAAUAUAAAAGUACCACCACUUCUGAGUGGAACUUAGUUUGCGACAGGGCAUGGUUGAAAGCUACGGGGGAUUCUUUGUUCAUGGUAGGAGUCAUGCUUGGCUCGAUGAUUUUCGGUGGUUUGUCCGAUAAAUAUGGGCGUAGACCAAUUUUCUUCCUGUCUUUAGUCAUACAGCUGGUCGGCGGUGUACUAGUCGCGGUUGCACCCGAGUUUAUAUCCUACGUUAUCUUCAGGUUAAUAGUCGGCUCGACUACCAGUGGGGUCUUUCUAGUCGCCUAUGUCAUUGCCCUGGAAAUGGUGGGUCCGAGGAAGCGUUUGGUAGCCGGAGUUGGUUGUCAACUGUUCUUCACGACUGGAUACAUACUCACCGCUGGAUUUGCAUACUUUAUAACCGACUGGAGAAUGCUACAAAUGGCCAUCACCGUGCCAAGUAUCGCGUUCCUUCUUUAUUGGUGGUUUAUCCCUGAAUCUGCGCGUUGGCUGUUAACCAAAGGUCGUGUGCAGGAAGCAAAAGAUCUUCUUCAACGAGCCUCCUUAGAAAACGGCGUGGAAAUGCCAAGCGAGGCACUGGACACACUUCUCAACAGCUAUGAAGACAGCGCUCCAGAUUACAAGAAACCGUCGCUGUUCGAUCUUUUCCGAUAUCCAAAUUUGAGGCGGAAGAGCAUUUUACUGUUUUUCAAUUGGCUUGUAAAUAGCGGUACCUACUAUGGGCUCUCCUGGCAUGUGGCCAACCUCCGUGGCAACGACUAUGUUAAUUUCCUCAUUUCUGGGUUAGUGGAAAUACCUGCGUACACGUUUCUAAUUUUCACCCUAAAUCGUUGGGGUAGAAAGAUUAUCUUAUGCGGCUGCAUGCUAACAUCCGGAGUGGCGCUACUCGCAAUCUUGUUCGUACCUGCUGAUUCCCAAUGGCUCAUCGUGUGUCUCGCCAUGAUCGGAAAACUCACCAUCACGUCCUCCUACGGUGCUAUUUAUGUUUUUACUGCCGAACAGUUUCCCACGGUCAUUCGGAACGUCGGUCUCGGAGCCAGUUCAACUUUCGCUCGAAUCGGUGGUGUAAUUGCUCCAUAUGUCAUUCACCUGUCUGAAAUUUGGAUGCCUCUUCCAUUCGUUAUUUUUGGGUCGUGCGUACUAACCGGUGGCGUUAUGUCAUUGCUCCUUCCGGAGACACUGAACAGGAAACUUCCAGAAUCUAUACAGGACGGCGAAUUGUUUGGAAAAAAACCUUCGAAAAAGGAGAAGACUAAGCACCUAGACAUAGAGCAGCUGAACGAAGUGGACGUGAUAAAACCACUGAAGCCGCAAGAAAAUGGCGUACACGAGAAGCAGAACGGAUGACAGUGAUCUCCAAGGCGAACAUCGGUUAUGCUCAAAACAUGUAUUUGAAUUCCGCCUGUUCUAGACAGCCUUCUGUGUACACGUGUCCCGCACAUAAUGAAUCUUAGCGUGUCCACCGCAAAAUUUCACCAACAAAUCUCAUUCGACCUCACAAGCUGCAUGAUCAAUCAAAUAUAGGCCGUCGCUGACCGAGAACGAAACACAGGAACACACGAAUCAAGGGACUACUGGUAUCCUCAUUGAAAGUUUCAGCUUCAGACGAUUGAAAGUGAGAAGGUAGCGUUUACCUUCUGUAUGUACGUACAUAUAAUAUCUGUAAUCGAUAGCACACGAAAAGGAAAACGAAUCUGCCAAGAAACAUAUCAUUUACUCUAAUUUCUGAAUGUUGUUGUGGUAAGUGCCCUUGAAAUGUAAACUUGUAAAAGCUUGUCGGAACGUUCGGGCGGAAAAUGAACAUUUCCGUGCGACUAAUGCGGAUAAAAAAUACAAAGACUUUGACAUUUUA
Messenger RNA from Megalopta genalis, 3316 nucleotides. It is a transcript of the gene Orct, whose product is annotated as Organic cation transporter. Gene Ontology annotation, cellular component: membrane. The record is from RefSeq and is a predicted model, not a curated record. Gene Ontology annotation, biological process: transmembrane transport. NCBI's taxonomy places the organism in Eukaryota, Metazoa, Arthropoda, Insecta, Hymenoptera, Halictidae. Gene Ontology annotation, molecular function: transmembrane transporter activity.